GUGAGGAGGGUCCUCUCAUUGCAUCGCUACGGCGUUGUCGGCGGGGAUCGGAAGGAAGGAAGGGCGGCGAUGCAACGCGGCGCGGGGACGUACGUGCUGGCUGCGUGCUGCCGUCGCCCCGGCGCGAGGGGACGUUAAGGGGAUGACAACGUAACGUAGCAACGGACUACUAGCCGGCACGAGAUGAAUACGAACGGUAACGCGGUCGGGCAGGAAGGUGGUGCCGGUACCGAUUAUGGAAGUAACGAGGAGACGGCGGCUCUGUUGGGCAGGCCGCAGGUGCAGCAAUCGCAGUUGCAGGCGCAGCCAUCCUACCGGUCGUCCAGACAGUCGCAUCAGUACAGAUGCAGGUGCGACCGAAGGGAUUCCCUUGCGCCCACCUCGGCCCUUCAUUUGGCCCGCAGCGUCUCUAGAGAGAGCGUGAAGAGUGGCCACCACUGCUGCCCGUGUCAGGCGCCGCCGCCGCCGGUGUUGGUCACUACGUCGCCCAACGCCCGCAUAAUACGGCAGAGCUCGCAGCCGGAAGCGUCCGCGUGUUGUUGCUCCGGCUGUUGCUGCCCGCUGCACACCGGCGCGGCGCCGAGCGCCGCCUCUCUGCGGCAGCUCCGCGAGCCCGGCGAUGGAAUCGCAGGCAUCGCCGCGGACUCGCUGCGGAUCAAUGGCGGCAUACGACAGUUCCGGCAGUUCCCGUGGUGGUGCAAGUCGUCCUCGUCGACGAUGGCGGCGGUGACGGCGGCCUCCUCCAUGGCCGCGGCGUCCGCUGGCGCCGCUUCUGGUACCCAAGGCGGCCAGGGCGUCGUACUAUGUCCACGUACGCUGUCGCAGGUGCGACGGACACGACUACGCCGGGCCCUCACCGAAGCGACCGCUGAGACCGUCAACUACGUCAAGACGCUGCGGAAGCCAGUGUCGACUCUCUCGAUCCCGGGGGCGAUGAAGAACAGUGGCGGGGGGGGCGGGGGGCGGAAGGCCCUCUUCGAGAAGCGCAAACGCAUCAGCGACUAUGCCCUCGUCAUGGGCAUGUUCGGCAUCAUCAUGAUGGUCGUCGAAAACGAACUGUCCAGCGCCGGUGUUUACAGCAAGGCCUCGUUUUUCUCGACAGCACUGAAAACCCUGAUCUCUGUGUCUACUGUGAUACUGCUUGGCCUCAUAUUUGCUUACCAUGCCUUAGAAGUUCAGUUGUUCAUGAUCGAUAACUGCGCGGACGACUGGCGGAUCGCGAUGACCUGGCAGCGGAUCGCGCAAAUCUCGGUGGAACUGGCGAUCUGCGCGAUCCACCCGAUCCCGGGCGAGUACUACUUCCUGUGGACGACUAAAUUGGCGAACAAGAACGGCGACAUCGGCUCCAAGUGGGUGCCGUAUGACGUCACCCUCUCGCUACCGAUGUUCCUCAGGCUCUACCUCAUCUGCCGGGUGAUGCUGCUGCACUCGAAGCUCUUCACAGACGCGUCGUCGCGAAGCAUAGGGGCCUUGAAUCGCAUCAACUUUAAUACCAGGUUCGUCCUCAAGACCCUGAUGACCAUCUGCCCGGGCACGGUGCUGCUAGUCUUCAUGGUCUCCCUGUGGAUCAUCGCCUCGUGGACACUACGACAGUGCGAAAGAUUCCACGAUGAGGAACAUGCAAAUCUCCUCAACGCCAUGUGGCUCAUCGCCAUCACGUUCCUGAGCGUCGGUUUCGGCGACAUCGUGCCCAAUACAUACUGCGGUCGAGGUAUAGCCGUCUCCACCGGAAUGAUGGGCGCGGGGUGCACCGCUUUGCUGGUGGCAGUCGUCUCCAGGAAGCUUGAGCUUACGCGGGCGGAGAAGCACGUGCACAACUUUAUGAUGGACACACAAUUAACGAAAAGGUUGAAGAACGCCGCGGCGAACGUGUUGCGGGAAACGUGGCUGAUUUACAAGCAUACCCGCUUGGUAAAGCGCGUCAAUCCUGGACGUGUGAGGACUCAUCAGCGGAAAUUCCUAUUGGCCAUAUACGCACUCAGAAAGGUGAAAAUGGAUCAGCGUAAAUUGAUGGAUAACGCCAACACUAUAACGGACAUGGCCAAGACACAAAACACCGUCUACGAGAUCGUCUCGGACAUGAGCACGCGGCAGGACGCGGUGGAGGAGCGUCUGGUGGGUCUGGAGGAUCGUCUGGUCGGCCUAGAGGAGAAGCUGACCUCGUUGCAGGGCCAGCUAGAGCUAUUGCCCGAGGAGCUGACCCGCUGUCUGGCGCAGCACGCCGAGCGGAUGGAGCAACGGCCGCAUUCGCGCAGCGUGCCCAGCGCGCCCAGCACCAUGUCCCUACACCCAUGGCCGGUCAGCCCGGUCUUACCGCCCGUCUCCAGCCGUACGCCCCACCUGGUGCCAGAAACCGGCAGGCAUCACGGCCUCAGUCACUCCGCCACGGUGACCACGACAUCGCAGUCGGCCACCAGGCUCACUUCGCAGGCCGGCAUGGGUGGGCUAGGCAACAGCCAAGGCUCGGAUACGUCGGCGCACAGCUGAGUCUCGUCUUUGCAGCCGCAGCACUCGUACUAAGGCCCCUCGCCGGUUUUGCGCGCGAUCACGCCACGUGGCCGUGCCCAAGGAUUGCCAAUCGGUGCUGGCCUG
Messenger RNA from Mycetomoellerius zeteki, 2592 nucleotides. It is a transcript of the gene SK, whose product is annotated as small conductance calcium-activated potassium channel. Gene Ontology annotation, cellular component: membrane. Gene Ontology annotation, molecular function: calmodulin binding; small conductance calcium-activated potassium channel activity. Bases 184 to 2487 code for a protein of 767 amino acids. The record is from RefSeq and is a predicted model, not a curated record. Gene Ontology annotation, biological process: potassium ion transport. The transcript has 15 exons. Lineage: Eukaryota; Metazoa; Arthropoda; Insecta; Hymenoptera; Formicidae.